UCAACUCGAACCCUACAGAAGUUUAAUUUCGUGACCGAGAUUCGCAGCUUUCUAAAGUCAAAUAUUUGAUUUAAACUAAAACGUCGAAUUAUUUAUCUAUUUGUUUAUUUAGACUGUACUGCUAAUCGACAAGCAAAUACUGGUGGAGGUGGUGCCACAAACUUUUUAUCUGGAGCUGCACUUGGUGCUUUAGGUGGUUAUGUUUUUGGUACUAGAAAUCGACGGCCUAAUAAUCAAUAUAUGCCUGGUACAGCAAACACUGGUUGGUUUGGUACUGGAACAACAACAACAACAGAUACACAUCACUCUAGCCCAUCGUCAUCAUCAAAUGAUACUCAUACUAGCACUGGUUAUGGUGGUACUACUCGUCGAUAA
This is a messenger RNA of Rotaria sordida, 375 nucleotides long. Lineage: Eukaryota; Metazoa; Rotifera; Eurotatoria; Philodinida; Philodinidae. The record is from the annotation of a GenBank genome assembly.